GUAGUUUUUCAUGUAAGACAACGUGUUGAGCCAUCAUGGGAGAAAGCAACAGUUACCUAUGGCCGUUUAAAACUAUUUUCAUAACAGGAGCCAAUCGGGGUAUCGGAUUAGAAUUAGUCAAACAAUUUCUAAGCCUCUCUCAUUCUCCAGAACACAUCUUUGCCACCUACAGAACACUAGAGACGGCCUCAGAACUGAAAUCACUUAGCGAAGUCAACACGAAACUUCACAUGGUACAACUGGACGUCAACAACAUCGAGAGCUUCGAUGAAGUUGUUUCAGAGGUGGACAGCGAAUUAAAGAAUCACGGUUUGGAUUUGUUGAUAAACAACGCUGGAAUUAUGGAUAGGAGUAAACUAGAUGCUGUCACUGCAGAAGGCAUGAUCAAAGUUUAUAAAACCAACGUCGUUGCUCCGUUGAUGUUGAGUAAAGCAUUCCUGCCCCUUCUUCGCCGUUCAGUAUCUCAAAGAAACAGUGAAAAUUCUUCCAAGACUUUCAUUGUGAAUAUGUCAUCUGGAGCUGGCUCUAUAGCAAAUAACACAUGGAGUACGAUGUACCCAUAUCGACCGAGCAAGGCGGCACUGAACAUGAUCACAAAGUCUCUAAGCGUUGACCUGGCUGGCGAGGGAAUCAUGGCAGUUGCGUUACAUCCAGGAUGGGUUCAAACAGACAUGGGAGGAUCAAAUGCUUCGCUGACAAUUAAGGAAUCGGUUGAUGGGCUGAUUACCGUCAUCGGUUCUUUAGACGAGUCGAAGAAUGGAGGAUUUCUGGAUUAUACAGGCAAAACAUUACCUUGGUAGAACGAUUAAGGACAGGACAGGCCAGGCCAGCGGGGAAUAAGUGUUGGUAAAACCAAAUAGUAACAGUAGUGCUGAUGGCGUCUCUGGGAGAUGAUGUAUCUUCCAGCCAUAUUGACGAAGAUAAUUUCUUCUGGAACUCCGUGCGACCGUGACAGUUAUUGAGUUAGUUAAUGAGGGGCUUCUUUAAUAGGCUUCAAGCCCCGCUUUCAUGUGAAUUUAAUCGCUCAAUAAAAUGAUGGUCUC
This is a messenger RNA of Stylophora pistillata, 1043 nucleotides long. RefSeq names its product C-factor-like. The record is from RefSeq and is a predicted model, not a curated record. Lineage: Eukaryota; Metazoa; Cnidaria; Anthozoa; Scleractinia; Pocilloporidae.